Messenger RNA from Magnolia sinica, 1635 nucleotides. Its product is annotated as FHA domain-containing protein DDL. The transcript has 9 exons. The record is from RefSeq and is a predicted model, not a curated record. Gene Ontology annotation, cellular component: nucleus. The coding region runs from base 143 to 1597 and encodes 484 amino acids. Lineage: Eukaryota; Viridiplantae; Streptophyta; Magnoliopsida; Magnoliales; Magnoliaceae. Gene Ontology annotation, molecular function: protein binding; mRNA binding.
AGCUAGGGUUUUCUCUCUCUCACUUGCUAACCCGGUAAGACCUUGUUUUAUUCCCCCGCCAAAACCCUAGAAAUCUCGAUUUUUCAAUUUCUAGGGCUUCUGCGACAAUCAAAAACCGAAAAGGAGCAACAAUGUUACUGCUAUGAGUCCGUCAGUGCACCAUAGAUCUCCGGUCCGCCGACACUCAUCUGAUCACGCAGAUUCCCCGGUGAGGGGAAGGUCAUCUCCUGCUCGCAGGAGGAGCUCCCCUAGAAGAGAAAGAUCCCCAGUCAGGCAUAGGAGCUCCCCCCGAAUGGAAAGAUCGCCUGCACGGCAGAGGAAUUCCCCGAGACCAAGAUCGCCUGUCAGGACUAGUUCUUCCCAUAGGACUAGGUCACCUCUAAGGGAAAAGUUGCCUGGUCGUGUUAGGUCUCUGAAACACGUGAGGUUGGGCUCGCCAGUUGCCCGAUCUCCUUCUCCGCGUACUAAACGGUUGGGGCGAGCUCAGGCGGAGAGGGAGACGAAUAAGGUGACGGAGAGGGCGAGAUCUACCUCACCAGUUUCUGGGUCUCCUUCUCCACGCACCAAACGGCUGAGGCGGGCUCAGGUGGAGCGGGAUGUCGAUACGGUGAUUGAGAGGGAGCGGGAGGGACAUAGCAGCAGGGAUGGGGAUAAAGGGAGGCACAGAGAAAGAGGUGCAGAUAGGGAAGUUCCAAGCGAGAGGAGGUCAACGCGGGAUAAAAAUGAUGGCGGGCCUUCGAGAUCAAGAGAUUUGAGACAUGGGAAUUCAACUUCUCCUAAAGAACGUGGGCAUAGGAGCAGAUACCAUUCUCGGUCACCUCUGAGGCCUUCCAAUACUGGAGCAAGUGACGAGGAAACACAUGCAAGAGGAGAUGAACAACGGGAUGGUGAGUACGACGAUUCAGUAUCUAAAAUGAAGGCUGCCGAGGAGGCCUUGGAGGCAAAGCAAAAGCAAAAGCCUUCAUUUGAGCUGUCUGGGAAGCUGGCUGCAGAAACCAAUCGGGUACGAGGUAUCACUUUGCUAUUCACAGAACCACCUGAUGCUCGGAAACCAAAUGUAAGGUGGCGGCUGUAUGUUUUCAAGGCUGGUGAAGUGCUGAACGAGCCGCUAUACGUGCAUCGCCAGAGCUGUUAUCUCUUUGGGAGAGAAAGGAGGGUGGCCGACAUCCCCACAGAUCACCCAUCUUGCAGCAAGCAGCAUGCUGUUAUCCAGUUUAGGCUCGUAGAGAAGGAGCAACCUGAUGGCAUGAUGUCAAAGCAACCGAGAAUAUGUUAUCUUACACGAGAACUCGACAGAUUGAAGGGUGCCAGUCUUACUUCGGCAUUUCUGAGGCUGCUGUGCUGUGUGUGGUGGCAUGCAUGGAAUUGGUGGAAUCUUUGUUUAUGCAGAUUUAGAUGCCAUUUUCGCCAAGUCAGGCUGGCAGAUGGAAUUCAACUAUCACAUGCUUCCCCUGAAUUUCAAGUGGUAACUGGUGCCAGAAUCAGCCUCGUAAUCUGCAUUUUCGUGCAUUUCUCAUACCCGAAGAUUCUGUGUUUUGCAGAAGAGAGUGGUAUUUUUUGUGUAUCACUUGAUCAUUUUCAACAAAAUGGUGUUUGAUUAUUCUAAAGACAACAUACAUUAUGGGUUUGGUUUCA